Messenger RNA from Naumovozyma dairenensis CBS 421, 1452 nucleotides. RefSeq names its product ubiquitin-binding protein CUE5 (gene CUE5). The transcript has a single exon. Gene Ontology annotation, biological process: ubiquitin-dependent protein catabolic process. The record is from RefSeq and is a predicted model, not a curated record. NCBI's taxonomy places the organism in Eukaryota, Fungi, Ascomycota, Saccharomycetes, Saccharomycetales, Saccharomycetaceae. Bases 1 to 1452 code for a protein of 483 amino acids. Gene Ontology annotation, molecular function: ubiquitin conjugating enzyme binding; ubiquitin binding. Gene Ontology annotation, cellular component: cytoplasm.
AUGACAGAAAAGAGCAAUUCAAAAGAAUCACUGACCAAGGAGGCUGAGAUAAUUGAUGUUGAACAAAAAACUGAAGAAGUCCCCUUAGAAAACAAUGAAUCUAAUGCAAAACCUAAAGAAUCGACCAGUGCUGCAGAUUCUACUAAGCUUGAAUUAACAGAUAAUGAACUUUCUAUUGAAGGAGGAAAAGAACAAGAGAAAGAUGAUGCAAAAAAGUCUUCCGUUGAUUCUGCACCUUCACAAUUAGACGGAAAGAAUGAAUUGACUGAUAACACCAAAGAUGCUGACAAUGAAGAAUGUCCACCUUUACCAACAAGAAGAAAAACUACUGAAGAUGUGUCUGAAGGAUUGCAGAAGCCAAGAGAAAACCCGAUCUUGACUCAAUUGAAGGAGGCCUUUCCUAAUAUUGAAGAAAAAUAUGUUAAGGCAGUAAUUAUUGCAUCUCAAGGUGUACUUGAUCCUGCAUUCAACGCCUUACUAUAUUUAUCUGAUCCAGAUGCAGAGAAAGAUAUUGAAUUACCAACAGAUCCCAUUAAAGAACCUCCCACUUUACCAACUAGGAAAACCCAAGAUCAGAGGCAAUUGGAACAAGAUGAGUUGUUAGCUCGUCAAUUGAAUGAACAAUAUAAUAGAACAAACCCUAGACAGAAACAAAGACCCUCUAAUGAACCAAGAAGACAGAGAAGAACUGAAGAAGAUGAUAGGCCAAGAAAUUCAAGAUAUGGAGUCGAAAAUGAUAUAGAAGAUGAUUCUUGGGGUCAAUUUGUCGAAAAGGAUUUACCUGAAAUUACAGCUAGAGCAAAUCGAUCUUUACAAGAAACUGCGUCAAAAGUAGGUUCAUGGUUUAGUAAGAAUAUUAUUGGAGAAGAGGAUGAAUCCAUGCAACAACGCGAAAAGAGGAACCCAGCCGGGUUCACUGAUGAUGAUAUUAGAGAACAACAAAAAGCGUGGUCUUAUUAUCAGAAUGAAAAAAAAAUGGGGAAAAAAACAAACAAUACAGUUGAAAAUGUGAAACCUGAAAGACGUAGAUUUAACUCAUUUGGUGCUCAAGUCGGUGAAGAUUCUUUGGAGAAUCAUGGUAUUUCAUUGCUUGAUAAUGAUGACGAUAAUGAAUUUGGAGAUGAUCAUGUUGGUACAAAUGAUGAUGAUGAUGAUGACGAUGAUGUUCCACCUCAAUUACCAUCUAGAGAAAGGUCAAGGGACUCCGAUGGAAAAGGAUCAAUUCAAUUGGAAAAGACCCCUACUGUGAAGAAGAAUGAAGUUGUUGCUCAAACUACUUUGAUUGAUACCCCAGAACCUGUGGAUACUAAGCAACAAAAUAAAUGGACCCCUGUAGCUCCUGAGCCAUUGAACGCGACACCUACUAAAGUGAAUGUUGUUAGUAAGGAUAAGAAACCAAAUUCUCUUGAUGAUGAAGAUGAUUUUCUAAUAAAUAGCGAUGAUGAAUUGUAG